GAUCGAACGCCACCAAAUUGGAUCUACCGGACGAGAAUAAUAAAUCGGUCGCCUCUUCUAGGGUUCAUCUGCGCCCCUCCCCAAGCAGUUCAGGAGCCGUCCAAAAGUCCGCGCCCGAAGCCAUCCAGUCAAAAAGGAGGAAUCGCCGGGUCAAUUGCCAGUUCUUGAUUUUGUUCUCCAUGGCCGAUGAGGAGCUCGUUGAUCCGAAGAAGUAUCUUGAGGAACGUUGCCAGCCUAGAUGUGUAAAAGCCUUAUAUGAAUAUCGGGAGUGUGUCAAGAGAAUCCAAGAUGAUGAAACCGGGCACAAGCACUGUACCGGUCAAUACUUUGACUAUUGGAAAUGCGUUGAUCAAUGUGCUGCGGAGAAGCUUUUUGAUAAACUGAAAUGAUAUAAAAGGGAUGUUACUUCUGGUGGACAAUGUAAUUUGUGCUUCUUAUUUAUUCAUCAACCCCUAAUAAAUCUCUCUUGGCCACUGCAUGCCUGAACCAUGCAUGUUUGUAUGGUUUUUUCUUGCUCAAAAUUUUUUUCCUCAAGAGGUUAUUUGUCAGUCAAUUGUUACGCUGGCAUCUAUAUUAAACUGCUUGGAUGUCAAUUUUUACUGUCAUUGGCGGUCA
Molecule: messenger RNA, 615 nt
Organism: Phoenix dactylifera (date palm)
Lineage: Eukaryota; Viridiplantae; Streptophyta; Magnoliopsida; Arecales; Arecaceae
Product: cytochrome b-c1 complex subunit 6-1, mitochondrial-like
Biological process (GO): mitochondrial electron transport, ubiquinol to cytochrome c
Cellular component (GO): respiratory chain complex III
Source: RefSeq, a predicted model, not a curated record